GGCAACUCUAAUCCACGUGAUUUCUCGGCAGCAGCCGCGGGUUCCUUGAACUAGCCCAGCAGCACUUGGCUGCCACUUUCAGUUUCGCGCAGAGCUGAGCCGGAGCAGGAGCGCAGAAGAGACUGAAGUAUGGAAACAGCCUGUAGACUGCAAGGCAGAAGACAAGGCCCAGAUACCCAUGAGACCCUCUCCGUGGGAAUGCUGAAACAUCUAUCAUGAUACAAGAAUCCAGGGCUGGCUUCUAAUGGAUGCUGACAGCCUCCAUCUGGGCACUAGGAAUCUAUGGGCCUGGCUUGUAAGGCUGCUGAGCAAACACCAAGAAUGGCUGAACACCAAGAUGAAGUUCUUUCUCCCUACCAUGGACCUGGGCUUCAGCAAUGAGGUCCCGGACCCUGAGCAGAGAGUCAUCCAGCAGCUUAGCAAGCUGCACGCCCAGGGCCUAGCCACCUGGCAGUCGUUCAUCUAUGGCCUAUGCAUGGAGCUGGAGGUGCCUCUGGAUCUGGAGGUGCCGCUGCUGAGUAUCUGGGGCCAAGAAGAUGAAUUCUCCACCCAGCUAGAAGCUGGUGAGGAGAGCCAGCCUGGAUCUCAAUUCCACCCUGGCCUCAAGCGCUCUCAUCAGAGCUGUGGGUCCUCACCCUGCCGGAAGCACUGCAGGAAACAGCAGCUAGAGUUGGCCAGGAAGUACCUACAGCUCCUGAAGACCUUUGCCCAGCAGCGUUAUGGUGGCAAAUGCCUUGGGCCAGAGCAUACCCUCACCUCCCAACAGGCCUUCAUUCCCCCUAUCCUGCAGUGGAGCAAGGCCACAGCACCCUUGGAUGCUCGGGAAGGAGCCUCUAUGGGGGACCCUGGGGCAGCAGAUGACAUUGACAUGAGCAUCCAAGAUCUCUUCAACUUCAAGGCCCAUAAGGGCCCACGAGUGACAGUACUCCUAGGGAAGGCUGGCAUGGGCAAGACCAUGCUGGCCUAUCAGCUCUGCCGGAAGUGGGCUGACGGCCAGCUAGACAACUUCCAGGCCUUGUUCCUUUAUGAAUUCCGCCAACUCAACAUGAUUACACAUUUGCUUACAUUGCCUCAGCUCCUUUUUGAUCUGUACCUAAGCCCGGAAUCAGGCCCUGACGCUGUCUUCCAGUACCUGGAGGAAAAUGCCUGUCAAGUCCUACUGAUCUUUGAUGGACUGGAUGAGGCUGUUGACCCCUGUUCUAGUAACAAGUCUGUGGGUGCUGACAGUGUAGGGUCAGCCCUCACUCUCUUCUCAGACCUUUGCCGUGGGACCCUCCUGCCAGGCUGCUGGGUGAUGGCCACCUCCCGUCCCGGGAAGCUGCCCACAUGUGUGCCCACAGAGGCAGCUAUGGUGUACAUGUGGGGCUUUGAUGGACUGAGGGUAGAGAAGUAUGUCAGCCACUUCUUCAGUGAUCUACCGUCACAGAAGUUGGCCCUGGCAGAGAUGAGAACCAAUGAGCGUCUCUGGGGCAUGUGUGCAGUACCUGCGCUAUGCAGGGUCGCCUGCCUCUGCCUCCACCAUCUGCUUCCUGGAAGCUCCCCAGGCCAGUCUGCGGCUCUCCUGGCCACCAUGACCCAGCUCUAUCUACAGAUGGUACUAACCUUUGGCUCCCACAGAACUGCCACAUCCUUGUUGGACCUAGGAAAGGUAGCCCUGAGAGGACUGGACACUGGGAAGGUUAUCUUCUCUGCAGAAGAUAUCCCUCCUCCCCUGAUGGCCUUUGGUGCUGCCCACAGCCUGCUGACCUCCUUCUGCAUCUGCACCACCCCUGAGCACCAAGAGACAGGCUAUGCCUUUGCCCACCUCAGCCUGCAGGAGUUUUUAGCUGCCCUGUAUCUGAUGGCUAGUGACAGCGUGGACAAAGAUACACUCAUCCACUAUGUCGCUCUCAAUUCCCACUGGGUAUUGAGGACCAAAGCUAGACUGGGCCUCUCGGACCAUCUCUCUACCUUUCUGGCAGGCCUGGCAUCCCACAACUGCUGUCAGUUCCUCAGCCACCUGGCUCAGCGGAAUGAAGCCUGGGUGAGCUCCAGGCAGGCUGCUGUUGUCCAGGUGCUGAGGAAGUUGGCCACCCGCAAGCAUACUGGGCCAAAGGUAGUAGAGUUGUGUCACUGUGUGGCUGAGACCCAGGAGCCAGAGUUGGCCAGACUCAUUGCCCAAAACCUCCCUUUCCAAUUCUCCUUCCACAAUUUCCCACUGACCCGUGCAGACCUGGCCUCACUGGCCAGCAUCCUGGAACAGAGGGCUAGCCCCAUCCACCUGGAUUUUGAUGGUUGCCCACUGGAGCCCUACUGCCCUGAGGUUCUGGUAGGCUGUGGCCAGGUGGAAAAUCUCAGCUUUAAGAGCAGGAAGUGUGGAGACACCUUUGUAGAGGCCCUGUGCAGGAGCUUGCCAACCAUGGGGAGCCUGCAGACACUGGGGUUAACAGGAAGUAAGAUCACUGCCCGAGGCAUCAGCUACCUGGUGCAGGCUUUGCCGCUCUGUUCCAAGCUAGAGGAGAUCAGUUUGCAGGAUAACCAACUCAAGGACCCAGAGGUGCUGAGCCUUGCAGAGCUUCUCCCUUGCCUGCCACAGCUCCGGAAGCUUGACCUGAGCCGAAACAGCUUCUCCGUGUCAACCCUAUUGUCCUUGGUGAAGGUGGCCACCACGUGUCCUACUGUCAGGAAGCUGCAGGUCAGGGAAUCGGACCUCCUCUUCCUUCUUUCCCCGCUCACAGAGACAAUUGAACCAGGAGCUUCAAGCCUACAGGACAAAGACAGCCUGUGGAAGGAAGGACAGGGUCAAAGCCUAGCACUCAGGCUCCAGAAAUGUCAGCUCAGGGUCCAUGAUGCAGAGGCCCUGGUGGAACUGUUCCAGAAAGGCCCCCAGCUGGAGGAGGUGGAUCUCUCAGGAAACUAUCUGGAAGAUGAAGGCUGUCGACUCAUGGCAGAGGCUGCAUCACAGCUGCACAUUGCCCGGAAACUGGACCUCAGCGACAAUGGGCUCUCUGGAACUGGGAUGGCCUACGUGUUGAGGGCCAUGGGCUCGUGUGGGAUGCUGGCAGAGCUGUACAUCAGCCUGCUGAGCAAUACGGUGGUACUCACAUUUGCUUAUGAGUCAAGGGAGCAGGAGGGGAGCUGGAAGAGGGCACCAUUGCUUGUCAGCCGCACACCCCCUGUGGCCUCUGAGCUGUCACUGAGCUCUCGAAGGAUCAGGCUGACAAGCUGUGACCUCCAGGCCAAGCACACAGAGAAGCUCUGUGAGGCACUGAGAGCCAGUUGCUACCUCAACCACCUGGGUCAUCUUGACCUAUCAGACAAUGCUCUGGGGGAUGAAGGAGUGGCCCUGCUGGCCCAGCAGCUCCCAAGCCUGGGUCCCCUGCAGUCCUUGAACCUCAGCAAGAAUGGCUUGUCCCUGAAUGCCGUGUUUGGCUUGGUCCAGUGCAUGUCUUCCCUGUCAUGGAUGUUCCACCUGGAUGUCAGCUUGGAGAGUGAGCACAUCCUCCUACGAGGAGCAUGGACAGGCAGGGAUGCCCUGGCUGGUGCCUAUGGACCACAGUUCCUGGCUGGAGCUCAGUUCUCGGAGUUCAGUCCGUCCUGCAUCCCCAGGAGCUUCAGUCUGCAGGAGUGUCAACUGGAGCCCCUGAGCCUCACCCACCUCUGUGACACUCUGAAAGCGUGCCCAGGGCCACUGGAAAUUCAAUUGUCCUGCAAGACCCUAAGUGAUGACAGCCUGGAGACUCUGCUGAGGUGCCUGCCUCAGCUGCCUCAGCUCAGCCUGCUACAGCUAAGGCACACAGUCCUGUCUUCCAGAAGCCCUUUACUGCUGGCCAACUUCUUCAACCUGUGUCCACGGGUUCAGAAGGUGGAUCUCAGGUCCCUGUAUCAUGUGGCUCUGUACUUCCAGUCCAGUGAGAAGCAGGAGGGUGUGUGCUUUGGGUUCCAUAGCUGCAACCUCAGCCAGGAGCAUGUGGAGCCACUGUGCUGUGCGCUGGGCAGGUGUAAAGCCCUCAGUCAGCUGGACCUCACAGGCAAUCUCCUGGGAGAUGGUGGGCUUAGAUGCCUUCUAGAACACCUGCCGCAGCUGCCUAUCUCCGGAUGGCUUGACCUCAGUCACAACAGCAUCUCUCAGGAAGGUAUCCUGCACCUUCUGGAGACCCUGCCCUCCUACCCUCAUGUGUGUGAAGCCUUGGUGAGCCUGGACUCUGAGCAGAACUUCUGGAUAUGCUUCUCCAAGAAGGAAGAGACUGGGAUGACACUGAGACUGGUCAAGUGCAGCUUCAGACCGGAACACAUAUCCAGACUGGCCUCCAGCCUGAUCCAGGCCCAAAAGCUGAUGGAACUCUCGCUGACCAGGUGCCAGUUGGACCUGCCGCAGCUGACUGGCCUCCUGAACUUGGUGAGGCGGCCUGCUGGACUGCUGGGCCUCAGGUUGGAGGAACCCUGGGUGGGUCAGGUUGGCUUGCCGGCCCUGCUGGAAGUUUGUGUCCAGACCUCAGGUUGCAUCACUGAGCUAAGCAUCUCUGAGACCCAGCAGCAACUCUGGAUCCGGGUAGAAUUUCCUCGUCAGGAAGAAAGUCCAGAGGCCACAGCCCUCAGGUUGGCUCACUGUGACCUUGCGACCAAUCACGAGCUUCUUAUGAGACAGCUGAUGGAGACAUGCGCCAGGCUACAGCAGCUCAGCUUGUCCCAGGUUAACCUCAUUGACGAUGAUGGUGCCAGGUCCUGGCUGCUGGAAAACCUCCUGCUGUCUCCCUGUGAGCUGAAGAGCUUCCGGCUGACCUCCAGCUGUGUGAGCACCCAGAACCUUGCCCACCUGGCAUCUGGUCUUGGAUACUGUCGCCACCUAGAGGAGCUGGACUUCUCUAACAACCAGCUCUGUGAGGAGGGUGUGGAACUACUAAUGAGAGCCCUGCAGGGGACCUGCAUGUUGAAGAGGUUGCACCUCAGUCACUUUCCGCUGGGAGAGUCUACACUGACCCUGCUCAUUGGAGGAUUAAGCCACAUGGCUCUCCUGCAGAACCUCUGGUUAGCCAGAGAUGGCAUUGACGGCGUUGGCUUCUGCCACUUCUCGAAAACUCUCAGAGAUGCUGCCAGCGUGGAGGACUUGGGCUUGCGCCACAACCAGAUUGGGGACACUGGUGCCCAGCAUUUAGCUGCCAUCUUGCCAAGACUGUCAGAGCUCAGGAAGUUAGAUCUCUCAGGGAACAGCAUUGGCCCAGCUGGGGGAGCACAGCUGGCAAAGUCUCUCACACUUUGCAAGUGCCUAGAGGAGAUCAUGCUUGGCCAUAAUGCUCUGGGGGAUCUCACAGUUCUGGGGCUGGCUCAGGGGCUACCUCCACAACUGAGGGUCCUGUGCCUGCCAGCUAGCUGUCUGGGCCCAGAGGGGGCUCUGUGCCUGGCCCAGGCCCUGGAGCAGUGCCCACAGGUAGAAGAGGUCAGCUUGGCAGAGAACAACCUGUCUGGAGGGGUCCCACGCUUUGGCAAAGGGCUCCCACUACUCAGACAAAUUGACCUGAUUUCCUGUGAAAUUGAUGACCAGGCUGCAAAGCAUCUUGCUGCCAGCCUCAUACUCUGCCCAGCCCUGGAAGAAAUCUUGUUAUCCUGGAAUCUCCUUGGGGAUGAGGCAGCUGCUGAGCUGGCCAGGAUCCUUCCACAUCUGGGCCAGUUGAAGAGAGUGGACUUGGAGAAGAACCGGAUCACUACAUUUGGAGCCCAACUUCUGGCUCAAGGGCUGACCCAAGGCCUUUGUGUCCCAGUCAUCCGCCUGUGGAACAACCCCAUUCCUGCUGAUGUGGCCCAGAGUCUGCAGAGCCAGGAACCCAGGCUGGACUUCGCCUUCUUUGACAAGCAGCCCAAGGCCUCUUGGGGUACUUGAUGGCCCUCUCACAACCCUUGACUCCAGCUGAGUGAUGACCACAUCACCCUCCAGGAGAGAGGGCUCAGGGGAAGAACCUCAGCUGGUGCCCUGCACCCCCAGGAAGGAAGAGCAUCUUUGUCCUGUCUCCAUCCUCAGGAGGACUUUCUUGGGGACUGAGAGAUUUGUUUGAUCAAAGGAGGACCCAGCAUCAUAAAUGUGUGACCAGCAGGAAAUUGGCACAAUGAGAGUAUCAUGUGUCAUACAUGACAGGGGAAGGUCAUAUAUAUGUCACAGAAUGGACUCUUGACAUGGGAAAGUCAUACUUAUGACAGAAAAGUUUAUAUGUGGCAUUAUGUAGAACUUGUAGUGUGAUGUGGUCAUGUGAUCAGUGAUUUAUCUAUGAUAUGAUGUCUGUGUUACAUGACACAGCUUGUCAGAGGACCUUGGGCAAGU
This is a messenger RNA of Nannospalax galili (Upper Galilee mountains blind mole rat), 6292 nucleotides long. RefSeq names its product NLR family CARD domain containing 5 (gene Nlrc5). NCBI's taxonomy places the organism in Eukaryota, Metazoa, Chordata, Mammalia, Rodentia, Spalacidae. The transcript is spliced from 50 exons. The record is from RefSeq and is a predicted model, not a curated record. The coding region runs from base 245 to 5857 and encodes 1870 amino acids. Gene Ontology annotation, molecular function: protein binding.